Dryobates pubescens (Downy woodpecker) is the source of this 1465-nucleotide messenger RNA. RefSeq names its product LIM domain containing 2 (gene LIMD2). The transcript is spliced from 5 exons. Gene Ontology annotation, biological process: actin filament bundle assembly. The coding region runs from base 403 to 789 and encodes 128 amino acids. Gene Ontology annotation, molecular function: actin filament binding. Gene Ontology annotation, cellular component: actin cytoskeleton; plasma membrane. The record is from RefSeq and is a predicted model, not a curated record. NCBI's taxonomy places the organism in Eukaryota, Metazoa, Chordata, Aves, Piciformes, Picidae.
AGAGGAGAAGGGGCUGGGGAAGGUUUGGGGUUAGAGGUUGGCUUCACACAAAGGAGCAAGCGGCUGGAAGACGGCAGAGCGGCGAGAGCCAAUCACGGCGGCGGCCCGGCGAUAAAAGGCCCUGCGAGGGGGCCGUGGGAGCUCGCAGGAAACGACUCCGGCUCUCACAGCCUGGUCUCUGCAGCGGGGAGAAGGGCAGCCGCAGCACCCCGCCAUCGGGGACGGCUGGACGGACCCACCCCGACCCACCCAACCGGGGCGAAACCCUUGUGCUCGGCAUCGCCGUGAGGAGCGCAGGCAUAUGGUGUUGCAAGAAGAGGUCUGUCUUAGACACCUCCUCAGGGAACAUCGACCCACAAGCUUCAAGCUCAGGAUUAAAGACACAGAGGAGGGGAAGGAGCCAUGUUCCAGGCCACAGGACCUGCCAGCCCCACCCCAGCUCAUGAGGCAAAGAACAGCUCAGGAAGCAGCACAGUGCAGCGCUCCAAGUCCUUCAGCCUGAAGGCUCAAGUGAAGGAGAUGUGCACUGCCUGCCAGAAAACUGUCUAUCCCAUGGAGAGGCUGGUGGCAGACAAAUUUGUCUUCCACAACACCUGCUUCUGCUGCAAGCACUGCCACACCAAGCUGAGCCUGGGCAGCUACGCGGCGCUCCACGGGGAGUUCUACUGCAAGCCCCACUUCCAGCAGCUCUUCAAGAGCAAAGGCAACUACGAUGAGGGCUUCGGGCGCAAGCAGCACAAGGAGCUGUGGGUGCACAAGGAGGUGGAGAGUGGGACCAAGUCGGCGUGAGCGCGGCCAGCACAGCCUUCCCUGGAGCCCAGCAGAGAGGGCACGGAGCAGCGCUGAGCCAGGGGCUAACUGAGCUGAUGUAAAGCAAAGGGGACACGAGGGGCUGUGGGUGGGAGGGGAGGCAGCCCAGCCCUCCUUGGAGGAUGCUUAGAGGGAUCCUACACCUAUAAGGACAGGGCAGAGGCGACUGGGGCAGAGCCCCCAAGCCUGAAGCCCUCUCUCUGCAGGCCCCUCUCCCUGAUGAGAUCAGACCAGAAGCUGGUGCCUGUUGCCUCUUGUCCUGUCCCUGGGCACCACUGAGCAGAGUCUGGCCCCAUCUUUUUGUCGCCCACCCUUUAGCUCUUGCUGAGCAUCGAUCAGAUCCCCUCUCAGGCUGCUCUUCUCCAGGCUCAACAGCCCCCAGGGCUCUCUGGGUCACAAGUUUCAGGCCUGUGACCAUGGCAAAGGAGAUGACUCGGGGGAGCUCUUAACCUGGCCUGCAAGUCACAGCAGAGCCCCCAGCUCCUGCCACACCAAGCCUGCCUUGCUGGGAAGAGGGGGGGAGGCCUCCAAAUGAGGAGGGUCCUUGGUUUCCAUCAGCUCAGUUCAGCUGGGAUUGUUCAGCCUUAAGGAUGUUGCCCUGCGCCCGUUUCUCAGUGUGUUUUAUAGCUGCCUCUGACGGUACGUCCGGCGCCGG